Molecule: messenger RNA, 4854 nt
Organism: Camellia sinensis
Lineage: Eukaryota; Viridiplantae; Streptophyta; Magnoliopsida; Ericales; Theaceae
Source: RefSeq, a predicted model, not a curated record
CACAAUUUCCCUUUAGAUUAAUAUGGUGGCGUUUGGAGGCACAGCAUAUGGUUGCCUGCUUACAUAAAACCUUUCCUGCUCAUUCUCUGGCCAACCAUCUCUCUCUCUAGUGAUCUCUCUCUCUCUCUCUCUCUCUCUCUCUCUCAAAGCUGCUUAACAAACUUCUUCCAAACCACAUUACUCCAACACCACAAGCCUCGUUCGAGAACUCUUGCUUGCCGGCGACAUUGAAACAUUGCUCCUCCAUUUUAUCAUAACAAACUUACUGUUGGAUUGAUUGAUCGUAAUGGUGACGAUAGACGAGUAGCCGGAGGAGUUGGAGGUCUACGAGUUUUAAAGAGGCGGUGCAGGAUGUGUUCAGCCAGGGCGGGAGAAAUAAGUAGGAGGAGGAGGAGCUCUAGUGGGCAGUGAUGGAGAAGGUCCCAACUUACGAGCGGGUGAGGAAGGCGGUGCUAAGCGAAGAUGUCAUGAAGGUCGGAAUUCAAGAUAAGAAGCAGUCAAUGGAGAGCAUUCUAAAUAUUGUUGAAGAUGAUCAUGACAAGUUUCUUCAGAGACUCAAGGACAGGACUCAGAGGGUGGGAAUGGAGAUUCCAAAGAUUGAAGUCCGGUACGAACAUUUGUCAAUAGAGGGAGAUGUGUAUGUUGGGAGUAGAGCACUUCCUACUCUCUUUAAUUCUACCUGCAACACUAUUGAGAGUGUUCUUGGACUAAUUUGGCUUGCCCCUUCUAAGAAGAGAAAAAUCCAGAUACUUAAAGAUGUUAGCGGCAUCAUCAAACCAUCAAGGAUGACACUGCUUUUGGGUCCACCAGGCGCUGGGAAAACAACAUUGUUGCUGGCACUUGCAGGGAAGCUUGAUCAGGAUCUAAGGGUAUCUGGAAAAAUUACCUAUUGUGGUCAUGAGUUGAAUGAAUUUGUUCCUCAAAGGACCUGUGCUUAUGUCAGUCAACAUGAUCUUCACCAUGGAGAGAUGACAGUGAGGGAGACAUUGGAUUUCUCAGCACGCUGUUUGGGGGUCGGGAAAAGAUAUGAAAUGCUAGUUGAGCUCUCAAAACAAGAAAAAGAAGCGGGAAUUGAACCAGAUCCUGAGAUUGAUUUAUUUAUGAAGGCCACAGCAGUGUCUGGCCAAGAAACCAGUUUGCUUACAGAUUAUGUUAUCAAGAUACUCGGAUUGGAUAAUUGCAUGGAUAUUAUGGUUGGUGAUGACAUGAGAAGGGGUAUUUCUGGUGGACAAAAGAAGCGUUUGACCACUGGAGAGAUGUUGGUUGGACCAGCAAAAGCUCUUUUUAUGGAUGAGAUAUCAACCGGGUUGGACAGUUCUACCACUUUUCAGAUUGUCAAGUUCAUGAGACAAAUGGCACAUAUAAUGGAGAUGACCAUGAUCAUCUCUGUUCUGCAGCCAGACCCCGAGACCUAUGAUCUAUUCGAUGACAUUAUCUUACUUUCAGAAGGGCAAAUUGUCUAUCAUGGUCCACGCGAGGACAUCCUUGAGUUCUUUGAGUACAUGGGUUUCAAGUGCCCAGAAAGGAAAGGAAUAGCAGAUUUUCUCCAAGAAGUAACUUCUAAGAAGGAUCAAGAACAAUAUUGGUUAAAUAAAAACCAACCAUACACUUAUAUGUCAGUUCCUGAAUUUGCAGAGUCCUUCAAAUCAUUCCAUAUUGGCCAAAAGCUAGAAGCAGAUCUUAAUGUUCCUUACGAUAAAUCAAGAACUCACCCGGCUGCACUGGUGAGAAACAAGUAUGGAAUCUCCAAAUGGGAACUGUUUAAGGCGUGCUUCGACAGAGAGUGGCUGCUAAUGAAGCGCAACAGUUUUGUAUACAUAUUCAAGACUGUAGAGAUAAUAAUCAUUGCAUCGAUAGCCUUGAAUGUGUUCUUGAGGACAACAAUGCCAUCUGGCUCCUUGCAAGAUGGAGGAAAAUUUUUCGGAGCUCUUUUCUUCACUCUCAUGAAUGUAUUGUUUAACGGGCUGACAGAGGUUGCAUUGACUGUUUUGAGGCUUCCUGUAUUCUAUAAACAGAGGGAUUUCUUAUUCUAUCCUCCAUGGGCUUUUGGGUUGCCAAUUUGGGUCCUCAGUAUACCCCUCUCCUUAGUGGAAUCAGCGAUAUGGAUCAGUCUUACAUAUUACACAAUUGGGUUUGCUCCAGACACCAGCAGGUUUUUCCAGCAGUUAUUGGCAUUGUUCAGUAUACAUCAAAUGUCUCUCUCUCUCUUUCGCUUUGUUGCUGCAGUGGGAAGAAAGCUGGUUGUUGUAUGCACUUUAGGAACCUGCACAUUGAUAAUGAAUAUUCUGCUUGGUGGAUUUAUAGUUGCCCAAAAUGACAUUGAGCCAUUUAUGAUAUGGGGCUAUUAUAUUUCUCCAGUGAUGUAUGGACAAAAUGCUUUAGUCAUUAAUGAAUUUCUUGACAAAAGAUGGAGCGCCCCCAAUCCAGACCCACGAAUUCAUGCACCUACAGUUGGGAAAGUCCUUCUCAAGUCUAGAGGAUUCUUCACGGAUGACUACAUGUUUUGGGUUUGUGUUGGAGCGCUCUUGGGGUUUUCUCUUCUCUUCAACAUUUUAUUUAUUGCAGCAUUGACUUUUUUGAAUCCUCUUAGUGAUUCAAAAUCUAUAGUCUUGGAUGAAGAUGUUGGAAAGAAGAAUAAGAAAUCAUCUGGACGAAUGACCUCUGAAGGUUUUGAUAUGACGGUGAGAAAUGCUUCACGGGGUACUGACUCAAGUGUUGGUGUCACUGAUCAUGCACCUAGAAAAGGAAUGCUUUUUCCCUUCCAACCCCUUUCACUUGCUUUCAAUCAUAUCAACUACUAUGUGGAUAUGCCCACUGAAAUGAAAAGUCAGGGAAUUGGGGAGGAUCGUCUUCAACUGCUACGAGAUGUAAGUGGUGCUUUCAGACCAGGUAUAUUGACAGCUCUUGUGGGUGUUAGUGGUGCUGGAAAGACCACAUUGAUGGACGUAUUAGCAGGAAGGAAGACUAGUGGGUAUAUUGAAGGAAGUAUCAGUAUUUCAGGUUACCCAAAGAACCAAGCGACAUUUGCCCGGGUUAGCGGUUACUGUGAACAGAAUGAUAUUCACUCACCACAUGUUACUGUUUAUGAAUCUCUCCUAUAUUCAGCUUGGCUCCGUCUUUCUUCAGACGUGAACAUAAAAGCACGCAAGAUGUUUGUUAGAGAAGUGAUGGAGUUGGUUGAGCUUAAUCCAAUAAGGAAUUCUUUAGUUGGGCUUCCAGGAGUUAAUGGUCUUUCAACAGAACAAAGAAAAAGGCUAACAAUAGCUGUAGAAUUGGUUGCCAACCCGUCUAUAAUCUUCAUGGAUGAACCAACAUCUGGCCUUGAUGCUAGAGCUGCAGCCAUUGUUAUGCGAACUGUGAGAAAUACAGUGGAAACAGGGAGAACCGUAGUGUGCACAAUUCACCAACCAAGUAUAGACAUUUUUGAAGCCUUUGAUGAGUUACUUCUGAUGAAGAGAGGAGGCCAAGUCAUUUAUGCAGGACCUCUAGGUCGCCAGUCUGACAAGCUUGUAGAAUAUUUUAAGUCCAUCCCCGGGGUUCCCAAUAUUAGAGACGGUUACAAUCCCGCUACAUGGAUGUUGGAAAUUAGUGCUUCUUCAGUUGAGACUGAACUGAAUAUGAAUUUUGCCGAGAUAUAUGCCAACUCGUCCCUUUAUCAGAGAAAUCAAGAACUCAUUAAAGAACUCAGUACUCCUCCACCACGAUCCAAGGAUAUCUACUUCCCAGCCAAGUACUCCCAACCAUUCAUUACUCAGUGCAAAGCUUGUUUCUGGAAACAACACUGGUCUUACUGGAGGAACCCCCAAUAUAAUGGCAUUCGGUUCUUCAUGACAAUUGUAAUUGGGGCUUUAUUCGGUUCAGUUUUCUGGAACAAAGGACAGCAGACAACCAAACAACAAGAUCUGGAAAAUCUUGUGGGAGCUAUGUAUGCUGCUGUUCUCUUCCUUGCAGGCAGUAAUGCUAAUUCUGUGCUGCCUAUUGUUGCUAUUGAGAGAACAGUAUUUUACCGUGAAAAAGCAGCCGGGAUGUACUCAGCAUUGCCUUACGCAUUUGCUCAGGUGAGCAUAGAGAUGGUCUAUGUCACGAUUCAAACAUUGGUGUACAGUCUUCUCCUUUUCUCCAUGAUCGGGUUUGAGUGGAAAGUGGGAAAAGUCUUGUGGUUCUACUACUACAUGUUGAUGUGCUUCAUCUACUUCACAAUAUACGGCAUGAUGAUCGUUGCACUGACUCCAGGCUUCCAAAUUGCUGCCGUUGUGAUGUCCUUCUUCCUCAACUUCUGGAACUUAUUCUCUGGCUUCCUCAUUCCUAGACCACAAAUCCCGGUCUGGUGGAGGUGGUGUUACUGGGCUUCUCCGGUAUCUUGGACAAUCUAUGGACUUGUGACUUCUCAAGUAGGCGACAAAAGCGUUUCGCUGGAGAUACCUGGAGAGGGAAAUGUGCCAUUGAAGUUAUUCCUCAGUAGACACUUGGGUUUUGACCAUGACUUCCUACCAGUAGUUGCAGUGGCCCAUAUUGCUUGGGUUGUUCUCUUCUUCUCUGUCUUUGCUUAUGGCAUCAAGUUCCUCAACUUCCAAAGAAGAUAACAAGGUUUAGUCUUAUGUUACACGGACUCAGAUAUGAGUAUUGGGUGACCGGUACAUGUUCAAGCGUUCUAAAUCUAAGAUAUGAGUAUUGGGUGACCGGUACAUGUUCAAGCGUUCUAAAUCUAAAAUCUUAAAAUGUUGGGAUAUGCAUCUAAAAAUUGUGUGCAAGUAGGACACAUCUUAAAAUAGUUUGCAUAUUGUGUAGUUUUUAAGAUUGGAUAUAGUAAUUUAUUUAGAAAUGCACUUUAAAUUGAAAAGUAUUUAGGAACAA